Messenger RNA from Solea senegalensis (Senegalese sole), 1792 nucleotides. RefSeq names its product dual specificity protein phosphatase 13-like. Gene Ontology annotation, cellular component: cytoplasm. Bases 377 to 943 code for a protein of 188 amino acids. Gene Ontology annotation, molecular function: protein tyrosine/serine/threonine phosphatase activity; MAP kinase phosphatase activity. The transcript is spliced from 3 exons. The record is from RefSeq and is a predicted model, not a curated record. NCBI's taxonomy places the organism in Eukaryota, Metazoa, Chordata, Actinopteri, Pleuronectiformes, Soleidae. Gene Ontology annotation, biological process: protein dephosphorylation; negative regulation of MAPK cascade.
UGCGCACGUAAAAUUAGCAACACGGCUUCUUCGCUCAACCUGUGACUGCAUGUGGAUCUGUCCAGCAGUGACACCUGCUGGUGAAAACAUGAAACAACCGGGUCUUUAAAUCUGUACUCUUGGGAUUGUUGUGAUGAAGACACAGAAUAUUUUUGUUUGUUUUGUGCAGCUAAAAAUGCAAAAUCACGACCUUUCAGAAAAUAUACAGAAUGCUUUAAAGGUGGGAGGUUGACCGGCAUCCAGUAUAUAGGUCACUAGUUUAAUUUUAGCCCAGGAGCACCUGUCCUUGUCAGUACCAAUAUGAUUGUAAUAAAGGCUCAACAGAGUUGGAAAAUAAAUUUGGAGAGAAGAAAUUAUGUCGUUAGUAGUUAUUUAAAUGUACAUGCAGUCAGGAAUGAAUAAUCCAGAGGAUAAUAACACAGUUUUUCCUGCCACUCCUUCUGUGAAAGAUUUGGUGAAGGUCUUGUAUGGUGGAAAAAGGUUUGGUAACCAUGCGGAUGAAGUUUGGCCCAGCCUGUUCAUUGGUGACAUGUCGGUGGCCAAUGAUCGCUAUAGUCUGUGGAAGCUCGGAAUCACUCAUGUUUUGAAUGCGGCCCAUGGGAGGAUGCACUGUCAGGGGAGCCAUGACUUCUAUGGAUCCACUGUGGAUUAUUAUGGAGUGCCUGCAGAUGACUCACCGACAUUUGACCUCUCUCGCUAUUUCUUUCCCUCGGCCGAUUACAUUAAAGAUGCACUUAACACGCCUGGAGCUCAGGUUUUUGUCCACUGUGCAGUUGGAGUUAGCAGGUCUGCUUCCCUCGUCCUGGCAUACCUAAUGAUCCACCACCAUUAUACCCUAUUAGAGGCCAUCAAUGAGGUCAAAGAGCACAGGUGGAUUUUUCCAAACAGAGGAUUCCUCAAACAGCUUCGUGCUUUGGACAUGAAACUACGCAAGACACCAUGAGAACACUUGAAUGAGAGAAAAAUCUGAUUCAAUUCUUAUUCUAAUUUACAUGUCUAUUUAACUCAAGACAAGUGAAGUGAAGGAGAUACUGUACUUACUUGUUUCAAGAAUGUUAUUGUAUGACGUGUAGUUUUCCUUCAUGGUGUUGUGUUUAAUGUGAAUUAUGUGGCCUUUUCACAUUAUUACAUUAUCAUUAUUACACAGUGUAAUUUCAUAGGCAGAAUACAUUUUAAGACAAAUGGACUUUGACAAUAUCUUAAAGAAAAACUACAUUCAAUACAUUGUUGAUCAAAACCACAUGUGUAUUAAAUAUUGUAACUUUUUAUUAUAUUUUUAUUUAACAUUACACUUUAAUUUUAAAUCCCUCUGUACAACACACUCAUAAAAUGUAACUACUGUACUUAUUUUACAUGUAUAUAUUCAGCAUGUUGUGUUUUGUUAGAUCUCUCCAGUAUUACUAAAUUUCAACAGCCUCUAAUUUAGUCUUUGUGAAUUAAUUAAUCUUCGGUUUACAACAGUCUUUAUUUAUAAGUAAAGUUACGGAUAUUUUAAAUGCAUAUUACUGAUUUCCAACAGCUAUUAAUCAUCAUAUAAACCACGAUACUGACUGUACAGAAUAUCCACCAUGUUCCCAUUAGUUCCAUUUAUGAACGUUCUUAAACCUGAGAAUGAUUUUUCUCAUACUAACAAACAGCUGGUAAAAGCUUUUCAUGUGUUCAUUGACAUAGUUGAAGAAGAAAAAAUGUUUAAUUCCUUUCUCUUAUAGGUUGCAAAGACAUUUUACGUUGCUAUUCACAUAUGCUGCAUACAUUAAUUAUGUUUAUAUACAGUGUUUACCAAAUAUAUACU